AUCCCGGAAGCGCUGCCGUCCAUGGAGGUGGGGGCGCUGGAGCCGCCGCUGCCGGGAAUGCCUUGCUGUCCUCCGGCCUGAUGGCGUCGGGCGCGACGAGCCGCUCCGAGGACGAGGAGUCGCUGGCGGGGCCAAAGCGGGGCUCGAACCAGGCCUCGGGCGCCAUCCCCAAGCGCCGCAGCUCCUCCAGGUUCAUCAAGCGGAAGAAGUUUGACGAUGAGCUGGUAGAGAGCAGCCUCGCCAAAUCCUCCAGCCGCGCCAAAGGCGCCGGCGUCGUCGAGCCGGGGCGUUGCUCAGGCAGCGAGCCUUCCUCCAGCGAGAAGAAGAAGGUCUCCAAGUCGGUGUCCGCGCCCGUCGCGCCCAGCCCGGUGCCGACCGCCGGCCUGGCCAAGCGGAUGAAGAAGAGCAAACAGCCCCUGCAGGUGACCAAGGACUUGGGCCGCUGGAAACCUGCUGAUGACCUCCUGCUAAUUAAUGCUGUGUUGCAGACGAACGAUUUGACCUCGGUGCACCUGGGGGUGAAGUUCAGCUGCCGCUUUAACCUGCGGGAGAUCCAGGAGCGCUGGUACGCGCUGCUCUACGAUCCCAUCAUCUCCAAGUUGGCCUGCCAGGCCAUGCGGCAGCUGCACCCCGAGGCCAUCGCCGCCAUCCAGAGCAAAGUGCUCUUCAGCAAAGCCGAGGAGCGGCUGCUCAGCCAGGUGGGAUCGGGCAGCCAGCCCUCGCUCGACACCUUCCAGGAGCUGCUGCACAAGCACCCCGACGUGUUCUACCCCUCGCGCACGGCAAAGGCGCUGCAGCUGCACUGGCAGCUCAUGAAGCAGUACUACCUGCUGGCCGACCAGACCGUGCAGCCGCUGCCCAAAGGAGACCAAGUCUUGAACUUCUCAGAUGCGGAGGAGAUGCUCGAUGACAGCAAACUCAAGGAUGUGCGGGAUGAGGCGCUGGAGCACGAGCUGACGGUGGCCGAUCGACGCCAGAAGCGUGAGAUCCGGCAGCUGGAGCAGGAGCUGCACAAGUGGCAGGUGCUGGUGGAUAGCAUCACAGGGAUGAGCUCCCCGGAUUUCGACAGCCAGACGCUGGCCGUGCUGCGCGGCCGCAUGGUGCGCUACCUGAUGCGCUCUCGCGAGAUCACGCUGGGCAGAGCCACCAAAGACAACCAGAUUGAUGUGGACCUGGCGCUGGAGGGGCCGGCCUGGAAGAUCUCCCGCAAGCAGGGCGUCAUCAAGUUAAAGAACAACGGUGAGUUCUUCAUCGCUAACGAAGGCCGUCGCCCCAUCUACAUCGACGGUCGCCCAGUGCUGGGGGGCAACAAGUGGAAGCUGAACAACAACUCAGUGGUGGAGAUCGCCAGCCUUCGCUUCGUCUUCCUCAUCAACCAGGACCUCAUCGCCCUCAUCAAGGCAGAGGCAGCCAAGCUGGCCCAGCAGUGACCAAGGGAGGGGGGGGCUUGUGCUUCUGGGACCCCCCCCAGCCCGGGAGGGGGGCAGGGGGCGUCCCCACAACCCUCCCAUUCAGUGAUGGGGACCCACAGUCCCCUCCCUUCUCCCCCAAACUCUGGGGUUGGGCAUUUUCA
Cuculus canorus (common cuckoo) is the source of this 1573-nucleotide messenger RNA. It is a transcript of the gene MCRS1, whose product is annotated as microspherule protein 1. The record is from RefSeq and is a predicted model, not a curated record. NCBI's taxonomy places the organism in Eukaryota, Metazoa, Chordata, Aves, Cuculiformes, Cuculidae. Bases 81 to 1430 code for a protein of 449 amino acids. Gene Ontology annotation, cellular component: Ino80 complex; MLL1 complex; NSL complex. Gene Ontology annotation, biological process: positive regulation of transcription by RNA polymerase II. The transcript is spliced from 14 exons. Gene Ontology annotation, molecular function: G-quadruplex RNA binding; protein binding.